Molecule: messenger RNA, 1467 nt
Organism: Folsomia candida
Lineage: Eukaryota; Metazoa; Arthropoda; Collembola; Entomobryomorpha; Isotomidae
Product: putative fatty acid elongation protein 3
Exons: 7
Coding region: 466-1338 (290 amino acids)
Biological process (GO): fatty acid elongation, saturated fatty acid; fatty acid elongation, polyunsaturated fatty acid; fatty acid elongation, monounsaturated fatty acid
Cellular component (GO): endoplasmic reticulum membrane
Molecular function (GO): fatty acid elongase activity
Source: RefSeq, a predicted model, not a curated record
UUAAGACCAAGAAGACCCUCAGCGAAUGAGGUUUCCCUUCUCUCAACGGCUACAACGUAUUAAACAUUUAUCCAGGUUACUUGAGCAGUGUAUGCAAAAAUAGAUGAGUGAUGACGGUAAGAGCUCAUCAUGUGUCUAUAUAAAAGUCUAUAUAGUUGACAUUUCACAGUGGUGCUGGUCACAUGCCGUCCAUUCGAGUCUAUUUUCAUACGCUUUUUGCAGUCUCAACGUCGUCAGAGCUAUGUAACUUGUGAGUGGACAAGUCUUUAAUUAAUGGGUUGUCAUAAAUAGUCAUCGAUCCGACGUUUCUUGUUGAAUAUAAGCAAAGUGAGCAAGCCUCGUGAGACCACAUUGAUUCUGGAGAGCUCUAAACUCUAAAACAACAAACAAGUAAGUACACAUGAGCAUUGGUGCUCAUCAACAGGUCAGAAAACUCGUUGGUUGCAUUGCUCUAGAAAUAAAAUAAUGGGCAACUCGAGCGAAAUUCAUCCUUUUGAUAUCCCAAAUUUUCCUCCCGAGCUGAACAACGUACCAAUUUGGGAGUAUGAAAAGCCUCCCUCCUUUCUACCAUAUUUCUGGUUUGAAAAAUGGGACUUUUUGCAGUGGAGGGUUUGGCUCAUGCAAAAUUGGCAGUUGCCAUUCUACGUAUGCAUCAUUUAUCUGCUCGUCAUAUUCCAACUCGAAAACUACAUGAGGACAAGGAAGCCACUCAAGUUGCAGAAACCUCUCGUCCUUUGGAACUUGGUCCUCGCAGUCUUUUCCUUGGUGGGAACUUUCCGCAUUGUUCCGGAAAUGCUCAAGAUUGUUCAAAGUCCAGGAGGUUUUCACGUCUCAGUUUGCAACAGAGAAGGGCUCAACGCCCCAACUGCAAUUUGGGGAGUGCUGUUUGUCCUCUCGAAACUGGUGGAACUGGGUGACAGCGUGUUCAUCGUACUGCGGAAACAGCCGCUGAUAUUUCUUCACUGGUAUCACCAUUCGGUGGCUUUGAUCCUUGCAUUCGAAGUGUUCCCUUACGGUGAGCCCAUUGGUCGCUACUACGCCCUCAUGAACUACGCUGUUCACAGUGUGAUGUACUCAUACUACGCUUUAAAAGCCAUGAAGGUGCAGAUUUCCAGGAAACUCUCGAUGGUGAUUACGUCCUUGCAAUUGUUGCAAAUGAUGGUCGGAGUCUGGGUCAACUUCUACACGCUGUAUGCAAUACAUGUGCUCAGCGUCCCCUGCGCCAGAGAACGUCAAAGUGUUCAACUGAUCGCUGUCAUUUAUGGCUCCUUCACAUUUCUAUUUGCUGACUUUAUGUACAAAGCCUACUUCAGCAGCAAGAAGGUCAAGAGGUCGUAGCUCCUCCUGGAAUAAAAUAGUGGUCAUCAUAGCAAUUCCUCGCAUAAAAAGCAUAUUAUUACAAAUACAUACAAGUAAUGUGAAAAAUGUUGUGACUGAAUUUUAAAAAUAAAGACAAAUACAAACAAA